UCAUACGACCGCAUCUUCUUUAAACUUUUGGUUAUAAAAAAAAACCCAGCUAUCUCUCUCGCUCUCUCCCGAAAGAAUGGCCUGCAUCCCUCUCCUCCGCCUCUCAGCCACCGGUAACCUGAGUUCACGGUCGGGCCUCUUCCUUGAGCCGCAUGUGGUUCAACCCAAACUCAUACGGGCCGCACCAGCGAAGCGGAGCAGGAGCGGGAGCAGCACCAUCACCCGCAUGUCGUACAACCCAACCCCAGCCACAGAUCGGUUAAUCUCAGCCGUGUCUUACACCCUCCCCUUCUUCAACUCCCUCCAGUACGGCCGCUUCCUCUUCCUCCAAUACCCACCUCUCGGCUCCCUCUUCGACCCUCUUCUCCCUCUCCUCUCCCUCUACAGGUCCAUCCCCUACUCCUCCUUCGUUGCCUUCUUUGCCCUCUACCUCGGCGUCGUCAGGAACCCCAGUUUCAGCCGCUACGUCAGGUUCAACUCUAUGCAGGCCGUUACUCUAGACGUGCUCCUCGUGCUGCCCUUGUUGCUCCAGCGAGUUCUCAGCCCAGGCCGCUCCGGCGUCGGCUUCAGGGUCAUGGUCUGGGGUCACAACGUGCUGUUUGUGUUCAGUGUCUUGUGCUUUGUUUAUAGCUUCGUGUCUUGUGUUCUCGGGAGGACCCCGUACCUGCCAUUCGUUGCUGAUGCUGCUGGUAGGCAGAUCUAGUUUUGUUUGUAAUCUUGGGCGUUCCUUCCAACAUCGUUUCCUUUGUUUUGUUGAGUUGAGAUCCAGGAGAUUUGUUGUUAUUUUGGUUAAAUAUUAUGCGUUUUAGGUUUUUCAAUGCAAUUAUGGAAAAUUGUAUGCUUGGUGUU
Messenger RNA from Alnus glutinosa, 849 nucleotides. Its product is annotated as protein TIC 20-II, chloroplastic. NCBI's taxonomy places the organism in Eukaryota, Viridiplantae, Streptophyta, Magnoliopsida, Fagales, Betulaceae. The transcript has a single exon. Bases 77 to 703 code for a protein of 208 amino acids. The record is from RefSeq and is a predicted model, not a curated record.